This is a messenger RNA of Gossypium arboreum, 1136 nucleotides long. RefSeq lists its product as uncharacterized. The record is from RefSeq and is a predicted model, not a curated record. Bases 303 to 854 code for a protein of 183 amino acids. NCBI's taxonomy places the organism in Eukaryota, Viridiplantae, Streptophyta, Magnoliopsida, Malvales, Malvaceae. The transcript has 3 exons.
AAUUUCAAUGAGAAAGUUCAUUAAAGAGAUUUCAAGGAAGUAGAAAAGUAAGCCUCUUGGACAACCCAUUAAUUUAAUCUAUCCUCCUCCAUAGUUUUUUUAUUCAAACACAACGUUAGAUCAAUGGUUUCAAGUCUGUCAGCAAUCUAACACCUCCCUCCUCCUUCCCCAACUCCUCCUCCCCCCCCCCCCCUCAAACAGAAAAAAAAAAAGCAACGUUUUUCUCACAGUAGCAUUGUUUUCUUUUGCGAGGGUAUAAUGUAAUUUUUAUUUGCGGAAACGACGACGCCGUACCUAAAUCCAUGGAAGUGAUUUCAGAGCAAGCAGUUUUCAAGAAUUCAUGGGAGGAAAGUAGGCUCUUGGCGAAACAGGAUAUUACACUGCUUUCCUUGUUGCCAUUGAUGAAGUGUGUGGAAGAAGUAAUCAUGUUCCCGUUAAACAUACUCAAGGAGGCUCCCAUAGGAAAGGUAGUUAGCAUGGGAAGAAGGAUGAAGGAGAUGGUAAUGGGAUCCUUUUCCAGCUUCAUUUCGAACUUCUAUAAGAGCAAAACCUUAAAAUUUGCUCAAGAAGCUCAGAUGUCGGACACAAAAUCAACAAAGCAAGAGAAAAGCAGAGGAUGGGUUUUCCUUGUGCUGUUUCUGGUGCUCACCACUGGACCAAAAGGUGUCAGAUGUGAAGAUAUUGGUAACCCUCUAAGAGGAGGUCCAAGGCAUCUAGCUGCUGCAAUCGAUUACAAGGUUUUGUCACAUGGGUACCCUCGAUCAAAUACCUCAGGGCGUGAGAAAGUGAAUCCUUAUGAGAGACCACAUAACCCUGAGGAUCAUUAUCGUCAAGGUAACACAGGAAAGCACUAGUAGUGACUGUAGUGGCAAAUAAACCAAUUACUAUACAUAUAAUUGUUUAUGUUUGGAAACAAAUCUUGUGGCCUUAACUUUUGAGCAUUGGUGGAAGCGUGACUAGAGGCUAAAUAUUAUUUGAUAAAAGCAUAACUCCCUGCAUCUAGUCCUUCUGAGUAUCUGUGGCUGCUUCAUUUUAGCUUUAUUUUUGAGAUGUUCUAUUCAUUAGUUUUGUUAAAAACAAUUAUUAACUGCAUAAGGCCUUUCUUUAAAUCGAGUGAUUCUUUUUCUUUCUAAAAA